Messenger RNA from Scleropages formosus (Asian bonytongue), 3325 nucleotides. RefSeq names its product spartin b (gene spartb). Bases 227 to 1888 code for a protein of 553 amino acids. The transcript is spliced from 8 exons. Gene Ontology annotation, biological process: negative regulation of BMP signaling pathway; cell division. Gene Ontology annotation, cellular component: plasma membrane. The record is from RefSeq and is a predicted model, not a curated record. Lineage: Eukaryota; Metazoa; Chordata; Actinopteri; Osteoglossiformes; Osteoglossidae.
GAGACCGUAGUGAUGUGCUACGAGCUGGGAUCCCGUCAGAGCCGCUGCUAAGAGCGCAGCGUUAAGGCGACGUCGCAGUACGCGGUGGCUUGGGGGCUGAGAGCCGCAUUCGACUGAUAUAAACUUUCACGCAACUCAUUGUCAUUUCACUUAUCUGAUUCAGAAUCAUACCUUUUGGUUUUAUAGAGUUUAAAAACCACCUGAGGGACGCCAGAAAGAAGAAGGGAUGGAGCAAGCGAAGCAGGAGGCGUUUGAUAAAGCCAGGCUGCAAGUCAUAAAAGAUGGCUACGAGAGUGCCUUUGAGUUCAUUAACAAAGGCCUUACAGAGGAUGAAGUCGGGAAUAAGGUACAAGCGCUGGAGCUCUACCGCAAGGGCCGCCAGCACCUCCUCAGGGCUAUCAGUGUGCCCUCCCGUGGGGAGGAAUGUGUUGGGGCUGCCUGGGAUUCAGCACGUCAGAUGCAGGAGAAGAUGCAGGAGACCCUGAACAGCAUUACCAUGCGGCUGGCAGUGCUGGAGACGACCCAAGACCCUGACACGACAGCCACCAAUGGGGCAUGUAUGGGAGCUGCCUCCUCCCAGCAUCUCUACCCACAACUUCCCAUGAAAGAGAAGCCAGACAGACUGCCCCCACCCACAGUGCUUUUUCCCACCACCCCCCAGACUGGAACCAUAGCAAACCAAGCUUCUUCACCCACUACCUAUGGGGUACAGCCUAGAGCCGCAGGAGUCCCAGGCGAACUGCCCCCAGCCUACUCCCCGCAAGCAACAGAUGGGCACUAUACUAUCUCCUAUGGAACGGAUGCUGGGGAGCUCUCCCUGGUUGGAGAUGAGUUCUACAAACAGAGCUCCAGUACCACCCCCUCCCCUCAGGGCUUGGGGGAAGAUGGGGAAGAGCUUUUCUUCCUUCCCCAUGGAGUGCAGAUAUUCUUUGUCUCACCUGACGGCCAGGUCAGCGCACCCUCAUACCCAGGCUAUCUACGGAUCGUGAAAUUCACCAAUGAGCGCUCAGAGAGGGCGCCAAACAGACCACCUGCCUUUCUGCAGGUGUGUGAUUGGCUCUAUCCUCUCAUGUCCAUGGACUCUCCUGUUCUGCUUUGUAAUACUGGGGUUUUCAUGUUCCCCGACAUGAUGGCCCCAGCACCGGGGUCUUAUGUGGGAGUGGUGCUAUCCUCUGAGCUGCCAGCAUUAGACAGGGAGCUGUUCCGCGACAUCCUUGCACAGCUGACAGACCUGAGAAUCCAGGCCCCGGAUGAAGCAGCUGACUCUAUGAACCUGAGCCAAAAGGUCCCCCUUGUUCCACCGGAGGGAGUACCUCCAAAGGUCCCCACAGUGCCUCCGGAAGUGGUCCCCUCGGAGGAGGAAGAUGAGAAACCACUCCCAGAGUGGAGUGAGAAGGUGGCCCAAGGUAUCCUCACAGGUGCCUCAUGGUUGAGCUGGGGAUUGGUGAAGGGGGCAGAGUACACUGGGAAAGCCAUCCACAUGGGGGCAUCCAAACUGAGGGAACAUAUCACCCCUGAGGACAAGCCAGCUGCAGUUAGCCCCAGUGUCUCAAGAGGGCUGCAUGUUGCCAAACAAGCGACUGGGGGUGCUGUCAAAGUCAGCCAGUUUCUUGUGGAUGGUGUUUGCAAGGUGGCUGGCUGUGUGGGAAAGGAGCUGGCUCCCCACAUCAGAAAACAUGGUAGCAAACUGAUCCCAGAAUCUCUGAAGAAGGACAAAGAAGGGCGUUCCAAUGUGGAUGGUGCCAUGGUGGUAGCCGCCAGUGGGGUGCAAGGUUUCGCAACCUUGUGGACAGGCUUAGAAGUGGCAGCCAAGAGCAUCACCAAGAGCGUAGCAUCUGAGACUGUUACAACUGUGAAACACAAAUUUAGGGGUCUUCAAACAUCUUAGGCCCUUCUGGCACUGUUAUACAGUAAAACCAAAUUAAAGCUUCAGUUGGUUGUAGAAAUGGCUGCUGGUAAUACCAAAGUAAGAGUGCCUUCCUGUGGUCCUCAAGAACCAAAGGCUCCACAGAUUUCAAACCCCAUCCUCAUUAGUAUCUUCACAAGUUGAAACACCAGACUUGGUGACUUGCUAUCCAUAUCACCACUACAGUUAAGAGUUCAUGUUGAGUGGAAAUCAGGACCUGCGUCGCACUCGGGCAAGGGUCCAGCACUCCUGCUUUUGGGAAGCUGCUUAAAUUGCUUGUAAAACUGACCUGAUUAGAACUUUGGCCAGACAGACUUCUGUGUCUUGUUGGGUUUUAAGGGUUCUAACUGCUAAUUUUGCUUUUGGCCUUUAAUGAAUGUGAAUGCCUGAAAGCCUUCCGUUUCUCUGUUAGCAUAUGCUCACCUGUAUUCCUAAUGUGAACUUAACUGGGCUUGAUUAAUUCAGCUCAAUGUGAAGAUCUAAAUAAUCACUUGUCUGCUUAAUCAACAUGAAAUAUCUGAAUCAAAACUAAUAAAACAAAAAAACUUAGUACAUGUUUGGUUUCAUACAUGUUUCUAUCCAUUUUAAAUGAAUGGUGAUGUGUACAUCUUCAAGCAAAAUGGGUAAAUGUAAUUAAACUAUUUUGCCCAUUUUCCUUAAUUACUGUCAGAUUUAGAUAGUUACACUGCGGAUGAGCGGAUGAAGUUUGGGGCAGCGCAGUGGCUAUUGCUACCACUUCACAGCUCUUGUGCAGUUUGGUUGUAGGUUCAAAUUCAGUUGAGUCUGUAUGGAGUUUGCAUGGUCUCCCCAUGUCUGUCUAGGAUUCUUCUGGGUGCCCGUUUCCUCUCACAGUUCAAAGACAUGCCCUUUAGAUUAAUUGGUGACUUUCAAUUGGCUGUAGUGUAUGCGUGUGAGUGAGUGUGUAUGUGAGACUGAAUGUGCGCAUGUGUGGCUAUCCCAGAAAAGAUUAAAAGAUUGGCAUCCCAUCCUUGGUAUAUCAUGCCUACCCUAACACCCAGUAAUUCUGGGAUUAGGCUCUGGACUGCCAUGACCCUUACUGGGACAAGUAUUUAAGAAAAGUAAGAAAGAUGAAUCAUUGGCCAAGGACCAAUUUUUAAUCUGUUCUGUUGUAAAUGUCACCCUCUCCCUGCCCUAGGAAACAUGUAUUGAUCUAUGCAUGUCUUUGGGCAUAAGAUGUUUGCUUCCUGUACCUGUUUUUAUUUUGUGCUUACUCUGUAAACUAAUGCGUCCCCUCCACUAUGUCCACACAUGUCUGCUGCACCUUUUCCCUUGACACUCUCUACACUUACCCCUAUCUUGGUUAUUUGUGAUAAAGGUACGGCGCAGAAGCUGGACUUGCCACUGACAAUGCUGUCAACUCUGCCAUCAAUGUCGGCGUAACAGCUUUCAACAUAGACA